Molecule: messenger RNA, 2501 nt
Organism: Spea bombifrons (plains spadefoot toad)
Lineage: Eukaryota; Metazoa; Chordata; Amphibia; Anura; Pelobatidae
Gene: TAF5L
Product: TATA-box binding protein associated factor 5 like
Exons: 5
Coding region: 148-1920 (590 amino acids)
Biological process (GO): regulation of DNA-templated transcription
Cellular component (GO): histone acetyltransferase complex; nuclear protein-containing complex
Molecular function (GO): protein binding; transcription coactivator activity
Source: RefSeq, a predicted model, not a curated record
GGGUCGGUUUGUAUUACUACGCAAAGAGUAGGAUCGAGAGCCGCUAGGUAAACGAUUCAAGAAAACCUGAUCGGCGCCAAGGCACCGACUGGUCACACCCCAAAGCACCCUGUACUUGCGGGUGGGAAAACCUUGCGAUGUGCGACAAUGAAGCGUGUACGCACAGAGCAGAUUCAGUUGGCUGUAACUUGCUACCUCAGACGUCGCCACUACAUCGAUCUAGAAGGGUCCCUGAAGCAAGGACUGCGACUAAGCCAGACUGCAGAGGAAAUGGCGGCUAAUCUGACGGUGCAAACAGAAUCCAGCUGUGCCAAUGCAGUAUCUUCAGCCCCCUGCCAGGUUGAACCUCAGCAAUAUGAAGUGCAAUUUGCCCGGCUACGGAAUUUCCUUUUAGAGGUAGACACAAGUGAGAGCCGUGAAGUAACAAACCUCCUCUACCCUCUGUUCGUCUACCUCCACUUGGACAUGGUGCAGAACUGCCUGAAAAGUGCAGUGGACAGCUUCUACAGCCGCUUCCAUGGUAUGUUCUUGCAGCAGCCAGCCCAGAAGGACAUCAUCGAGCAGCUUCAGACCACCAUGACCAUGCAGGACAUCCACUCCAACUUCAAAUUGAGAGCUUUUCUUGAUAAUAAGUAUGUGGUCCGCCUCCAAGAGGACAGCUACAACUACCUUCUGCGCUACCUCCAAAGCGAAAACAACACUGCCCUGUGCAAAGCCAUCACACAACACAUCCAACUGGAUGUGCAGCCGGCCAAAAGGACUGAUUACCAACUGUAUUCUAGCGGUGGGUCAUCGGCACGUGGAGAGAGCAACAGUCUUGAUCCACCAGAUGUCCCAGCUCCCAUUCUGCAAAACGAGGUGGCGCUUGAACAGUUACAGGACUGUAUAAAGCGUGUGAAAGAUGGCCCACCCUCACUCACCACUAUUUGCUUCUAUGCCUUCUACAACACUGAGCAGCUGCUAAACACAGCGGAGAUCUCUCCAGACAGCAAACUGUUGGCUGGUGGCUUUGACAACUCCUGUGUGAAGCUGUGGAGCCUGCAGUCCAAGAAACUAAAAGCUGAGCCACAUAGCGUUGAUGUGUCGCGUAUCCGGCUGGCCUGUGAUAUGUUAGAGGAAGAGGUUGAGGAUGAUGACCAGGCAGGAACAGAAAUGAAGAUACUUAGGGGACACUGUGGGCCGGUGUAUAGCACACGCUUUCUCUCGGACAGCUCUGGACUUCUGUCUUGCUCUGAGGAUACAUCCAUUCGCUACUGGGAUCUCAGAACCUUCACCAAUACUGUACUGUACCAGGGUCAUGCAUACCCAGUCUGGGACCUGGAUGUUAGCCCCUGUAGCCUGUUUUUCGCCAGCGGGUCUCAUGAUCGAACAGCAAGGCUUUGGUCAUUUGACCGGACGUUCCCCCUGAGAAUAUACGCUGGGCACCUAGCAGAUGUAGACUGCAUAAAGUUCCAUCCUAAUUCCAACUACCUUGCCACUGGGUCCGCUGACAAAACUGUGAGGUUGUGGAGCUCUCAGCAGGGGAAUUCUGUAAGGCUGUUCACUGGGCAUCGUGGGUCAGUAAUGGCGCUUGCUUUUUCCCCCAAUGGUAAGUACUUGGCCUCAGCUGGUGAAGAUCAGCGCUUAAAAUUAUGGGACUUGGCUUCAGGGACACUUUAUAAGGAACUAAGAGGACAUACGGACAACAUUAACAGCCUCACGUUUAGUCCAGACAGCAGCCUGAUUGCUUCUGCGUCCAUGGAUAACUCUGUUCGCGUGUGGGAUAUCCGAAAUACCUAUUGCAAUGCCCCUUCAGAUGGCUCAUCCAGCGAGCUAGUUGGUGUGUACACGGGGCAAACAAGCAAUGUUCUGAGUGUUCAGUUUAUGGCCUGUAAUCUGCUCAUGGUGACUGGUAUUGCUCAGGAGAAUCAGGAACAUUAGCACUGACACAUAGGAAGCUUAGUGUAUUAAGGAUUAGUUCAGAAGGGAAAUGUAAGGACUGCGGAUAAGAUUUGCGUGAAUUUCCUGUGCAAGAAUCUUCUUUUUUUUCUAUUUUAUUUCCCUUGGCCAUUUCAAUGAUGCACUGAAUGCUAAGUGUUUUUCUUUCCAUUAGAUAUUAUAAUAUGUGUCUGCAUGCAAGCUUGUUUUUUUUUUGUUUCAUUCAGCAUAAGCGUGAAGACAACCUUUUCUAUGUGGUCAAAGUUUAUAAUUUAAGGAGGCAACAAAUAGUUCAUCCUUAUAUUCUUUCUAGCUUUGACUUUGUGAAGAUGUUUAUACCUCCUUUAUUUUGUUUGUUGGUACUUUAUUCCUACAAGACUCUACAAGAUGAACUUUAAAAAUAACUAGAUAAGAGCUCAAUAAGAGCACAUGUACAUGAUGAAUCAAAGUGAGUGAGACAAUGCCCAUUUAUCCUCAAAAGUUGGCCAGCGUUUUUUCUAUAGUCCUUUUUCUGAAUAUUUAAAAUCUGUAAGCUGCUGUAAGUUUGGCAUCUCAGAACAGAAUAAAAAUGGUCAAAAUAUGAA